This is a messenger RNA of Caenorhabditis briggsae, 1233 nucleotides long. The record is from RefSeq and is a predicted model, not a curated record. Gene Ontology annotation, cellular component: membrane. The coding region runs from base 1 to 1233 and encodes 410 amino acids. The transcript has 9 exons. Gene Ontology annotation, biological process: G protein-coupled receptor signaling pathway. Gene Ontology annotation, molecular function: G protein-coupled receptor activity. NCBI's taxonomy places the organism in Eukaryota, Metazoa, Nematoda, Chromadorea, Rhabditida, Rhabditidae.
AUGUUUGUGAUUUUACUUCGUAAGAUCAUUAACAGCAAGAACAAGUACAAAAUAUUCAUCAGUUUAUUUGUUCUGUUUCUCACUAUCGUCUAUAACGCAGGACUCGUACAUUUCUUUUUCCGUACUACCUCAGUGGAUGAUUCUGCCGAAAUGAAUCAUGUGGACUAUGUUGCGCACGUCAUUGUCAUGCCCAUCGUAUUAUCCAUAGGAAUGAUUAAUCAGUGCUUGAAUGUUUGUACAUUGCUCCAUAUCAAAACCAGCAUCUUUUUGUACUUGAAAGCAUCUGCAAUUGCUGAUAUUUUGAGCAUUGUGGCUUUUAUUCCAUUCCUCCUAAGACACGCCAAACUGAUCGACCCAACCUGGGAGUUAGGAAUGUUCUAUCAUGCUCAUUUGGAACUACCUCUCAUUAAUGCCCUCAUAUCUGCCAGCGCUCUCAACAUUGUUGCCAUGACUGUAGACAGAUAUGUGUCCGUGUGCCACCCUAUUAAAUUCUUUCAAAACAAUGAGACAAAACCAUCUCGUCGGCGCACAAUGCUAAUCAUUGUAAUGAUCUAUUUUAUCGCUCUUCUCAUCUACUUUCCAUCGGUUUUUCAAAAGAAACUUGGUGUUGUAACCAACGCUCUGACCAAUGUAACCGUUUAUACAAUUGUCAGGAAUGAAGAUGUCGAGGCUUUACGGAUUUUCCAAUUCUACUUGAUCGUUCGAGAGGUCAUUUGCCGAUGGGGUCCAGUUUUUCUGCUAGUGGUACUCAACAUGUGUGUGGUCCGUGGUCUUCGAAAAAUCGACAAACGCAACUGGUUCUGGAGACAGCCAUCUACAAACAGUCGUACGGAGACUACAGCUCAACGUCAGCUCCGAUCGCCGAGAGAUGAUCGUAGCAGAAUCUCAGUUCUCCUAUUCGUGACAUCAGCAACCUUCAUAAUUUGCAAUGUUCCUGCUUCCGUGAUCUCUUUCUUUGUCGGACGAGUCAGCGGAUCCAUUUUCUGGCAAAUCUUCCGCGCUAUCGCAAACCUUCUUCAGGUUACCAGCUAUCUCUACAACUUUUAUCUUUACGCUCUGUGUUCUUCUGAAUAUCGCCACGCUUUCCUUCGACUCUUCGGCUGCCGACCAAGCCAAUCUCCAAUUUCGACCGGCGAUUCUCCAACUGUCCGAGUGUCGGUCCAUGGGAAACGUUGCCAAGCUGUCGUCUUGCUGGAAAAUGAGCAAAAUGGGUAUCCAGUCAACGAAGUGUAG